This is a messenger RNA of Pseudophryne corroboree (corroboree frog), 1484 nucleotides long. Its product is annotated as T-cell-specific surface glycoprotein CD28-like. The coding region runs from base 94 to 717 and encodes 207 amino acids. Gene Ontology annotation, biological process: T cell costimulation. The transcript has 5 exons. The record is from RefSeq and is a predicted model, not a curated record. Lineage: Eukaryota; Metazoa; Chordata; Amphibia; Anura; Myobatrachidae.
AGCACACAGGUAGCACAGGAGGUAACACACAGGUAGCACAGGAGGUAGCACACAGGUAGCACAGGAGGUAGCACACACACGCACAUAGCUGUAAUGAGUCUCCGCUGGGCUGGUUUCCUCCUGAUGUUUUCUCUGCCGCUUACUGCACAAAACCCUGAGACCAGCAAAGAACGGGUGGUGGUUGCUUCCCGUGAUGGCGAGGUGGACCUCUGCCAGUACGCCCCGCCAAGCAAUUCCAGGUUUAACCUAACGCUAGAGAAAGGCACAGAUGGCGAUGUGGUGUGUGUGGUGUACACGUCAGGGUCACAAAUCAAAUUCUACACCUGGGAAGACAAAGCCAGAUGUCGCUAUGAGGAGCUCAACGGCACCUUCUCCAUCACCCUCACCCAGCUGGACACCAGACACACAGACACCUACAUCUGUCACAUCCAGACGUUCACUACACCGCCUUUCCGCAAAUCCAUGGUGAAUAAAGUCUACGUGUACGUCCACGAUUUUAAGGCCCCAACCUGUGACGUAAAGUCAGAUUUGGUGACACAGAUUUUACUUGGAGUUGGCGUCUUCCUAUCGCUGUGUGCCAUUGUCGUGUUGUAUCGCUGCAUCCAAAGGAAGCGCUGCAGAGAAUGCGAAGCUCGAAAGCUGGAACUGAAUAUGGAGCAAAACAGCGAAUAUAUGCACAUGGCGGCCGUCCCUCUGGCCAGGGGCCCAGCGCAGUGACGCACGAUCAGGAGGUACUCUUCUCUUUGGGCGUGGUGUUCUCCUUGUGCCUCAGGUGUGCAGGAAACAGAAGCUGCGGCUAGAUCUCCACCGUGACCACAACGGCGGCUGCGCUCGUCUUCAUGUGAACACAGCUGACUCAUUCCUUUGCUACGUACGAGAAGAAUGACAGAACCUUCGCCGCUUCUAGGAAAACCACAUCCCGGCGCUGAGAAAAGUCACCUCACACCGUGGAGGCCUCACGUUUCUGUCACCCCCUGAGAAACAGAAAUACUGACUGCUUAGUAGGCUGUACCUCAUGCCUCACACAGGGUGCAGCGAAUAUCCGUGGCAGGCUGCAAUCUAUUCAAUAUAACUACAGAUGUGUCCACAUACAUCUUUGCUACAUCCCGCCAUGUAUGGCACGGUUUGCACGCCGUAGACGCAGAGAUUUAGCCGUGUCUUGUGAUUUGUCUUAAUUUGCUUCUUUAAUAUGUUACUUUAUACAAAUUCUUCUAUUAUGGCAAACAAAAAAAUGUAAAAUCCAUCCGCUCGCUACUCGUGAAAAACAGCUUAGCCGUGUUCUGCAUGUUGCGCCAAAUUGGGUAAAAUAGCAAAGAUGUAAGUGGACGCAUCUAUACUGUUUCCCUACAGACGGAGCAACGUGCUGAUGAUGCCGCUGUUACUCUGAGACAACAGAAUAUUAGGAAAAUAAAGUCACCGUAAUAACUGACCCGAGGACGAGCUGUUACUGUAGCGCACUCUGCUGUACUUACAGAGGUGGAAGG